Messenger RNA from Mitosporidium daphniae, 480 nucleotides. RefSeq lists its product as uncharacterized. Gene Ontology annotation, biological process: mRNA splicing, via spliceosome. Gene Ontology annotation, cellular component: U2AF complex; spliceosomal complex. Gene Ontology annotation, molecular function: metal ion binding; pre-mRNA 3'-splice site binding. The record is from RefSeq and is a predicted model, not a curated record. The coding region runs from base 1 to 480 and encodes 159 amino acids. The transcript has 2 exons. NCBI's taxonomy places the organism in Eukaryota, Fungi, Microsporidia.
AUGACACAGUCCCAGCUUCAAGAACACUUUGACACCUUUUAUGAGGAUAUAUUCAUAGAGAUUUCGACAAAAUAUGGCGAAAUCGAGGCCAUGAAUAUUUGUGAAAAUUUGGGCGACCAUCUUUUGGGGAACGUCUAUAUUCGCUUUUCUUCCGAAGAAGAGGCCGGAAUUGCCGUGGAAGCUCUCAAUCAACGCUUUUACAGCGGCAGGCCUUUAUAUGCAGAGCUUUCACCUGUGACAGAAUUUAGAGAGGCAUGUUGCAGGCAAAAUGAAAAUGGCGAAUGCACUAAAGGUGGCUUUUGCAAUUUUAUGCAUCCCAAAGAGCCAACUCCAAAAUUAAAGAAGGAUCUAUUUGCUGCUCAAAGGGAGAUGUCCCAGCGAGGAUCGAACUCGCGGCCUACUGCUUACGAGGCAGUCGCAACUACCACUGUGCUAUGGGACCAAUUGCAAAUUUUGAUUAUUGUUUUUCUAAUUACAUAA